AUGUUGCACACACUGGUGAAGGAAACCAUGAGUGCCCAGCAAGACUCCCAGGGAAGGGUGACCUCAACAAACACACCCACACAUUCGGUUGAAGAACCCCUUGAGUGCCGUGACUGUGGCAGGAGGUUCAGAAAAAAGAUUCACCUUACAACGCACACUCUCAAACACACCGGGGAAAGACCUCAUGGAUGCAAUGUCUGUGACAAGAGUUUCAGUACGAAGAGUGCUCUCAAAACACACACACUCACACACCCCGUUGAACGACCUCAUGAAUGCCGUGUCUGUGGCAAAAUGUUCAGUACGAAAGGUACCCUCAAAACACACUCCCUCCUCCACUCAGGUGACAGACCUCAUGAAUGUCAUUUCUGCGACAAAAAAUUCUGUUACAAGAGCCAACUCAACACACACAUUCUCACACACACUGGGGAAAGGCCUUAUGAAUGUAAAGUCUGUAGAAAAGUGUUCACAGAGCAGAGCAGCCUCGACAAACAUGCCCGAAUACACUCAGGCGAAAAACCUCACGAAUGCCUCGACUGCGGCAAAAAGUUUGCCCACAAGAGUAACUUCCGAAAACACACCUUCACACACUCGGAUAAAAAGCCUCACGAAUGCCUUUACUGCAGCAAGAGGUUCAACGUUAAGGGUGACUUAAAAAUACACAUCCUAACACAUACCGGAGAAAGACCUAAUCAGUGUAAAGUUUGCGGCAAACGAUUUACUCAGAAGAGCUCACUAAAUACACACAUGUACACACACUCCGGUGAAAAGCCCCAUGAAUGUGACGUUUGCGGGAAGAAGUUCAUCAGGAAGAGCCAGCUGGUUGUACACAAUUACUUACACACCGGGGAAAGACCUCUUGAGUGCCUGGAAUGUGGUAAACGGUUUGUCUGGAGGUGUAGCUUGAAUCAACAUGUCUUCAGACACUCCGGCCUGAGGCAGUUUAAAUGUGAUGUCUGUGGGAGACACUUUAAAACCAAGCAGGAAAUUGCCCGGCACAUGAAGACCCAUUUCUAGGCGUUUUGUUGUACAGUUAACUCUGGAUUUACGCGAGUAUUGUGUCCUUGAAGAGGUGGCAUAAAUCCAAAACAAUGUAGUAAAUCCAACAAGAGGUAGGUUUGUACCUUUAUUGCCUACUGUAUCACUCUGACUCCUCUCCCUCUCGUGGUUCUUCCUCUGGCUGCCCUUCCCCUCGUGGUAGCACAGCAGCGAGGGUGUUGUUGUUGUUGAUGAGUAGCGUGGGUACUGUAUUGUUGUUCAAGUGGCGUGCGGGAAGAACUGAGCUCAGGUGUGUGGCCGUGUGAGUCCAGUUGCGUGAGACAUCUGGUGGACACUCCAUGAAAUAUCGCGUAGAAGUGAAAAAAAAUGUGUAAAUUAAACAUUUAUUUGGAUUUUGGACCACGCGUUAUUUCAAAAACGCGUAAACCAAACUCGCGUAAAUUGAGUUACCUGUACCAAGUGCAGGUUUCAAC
Messenger RNA from Eriocheir sinensis (Chinese mitten crab), 1469 nucleotides. RefSeq names its product gastrula zinc finger protein XlCGF52.1-like. Lineage: Eukaryota; Metazoa; Arthropoda; Malacostraca; Decapoda; Varunidae. Gene Ontology annotation, molecular function: RNA polymerase II cis-regulatory region sequence-specific DNA binding; DNA-binding transcription factor activity, RNA polymerase II-specific. The transcript has 2 exons. Gene Ontology annotation, biological process: regulation of transcription by RNA polymerase II. The coding region runs from base 1 to 1014 and encodes 337 amino acids. The record is from RefSeq and is a predicted model, not a curated record.